AUGGCGAAGAAGGAUGCUGCCAAACAAGACAGCGCAGCAGACGGCGGAUUUCCAUUCAUCGUCUCGUGUGGCCCAAAAGCACCAAAAGAUGGAGCUGUCAGGACUCUGAUACGGAAGCAGGCGAUGAAAGACGUUGGCCUUGCGAGACGUAAACGAGGGAACUAUGGGCGUGUUAACAUGCGGCAACCUGUGGUCGUAGUCGAGGAAGAAGAGACCAACGACCGAAUCGAGUCAACGGUAGCAGACACAAGCUCCAAAUCCUCGAAUUCGUCCCCUUCGGGUAGCGACACGCCAAGCAGCAAGAAGCCUGCAUCGGAAAGCACAGCAGGCACCGAGUGGAGCGAGCAGUCGACUAAUCAAUUGGUCCUUACUCGACGGACCAGUAAUGAGUUGUACGAUUGGUCCCAGCUCCUGCCUUCUUUGAGCUGCGAUACCGCGUACGAACGCACGAGGGCCAAGUUUUGCGUGGAUAUCCCCCAGCUGUCCAUCCUCACAAGCUGGAGCGUUAGCCGAAGUGCGAUUCCUCUCCUAUCUGCCGAUCCACUGCGCCUCUUCACCCUCAUGGAGGAGCAGACGUGGUCGUUCCUGGAGUAUAUCCCGCAGAUGUACGAGUCGAACAAGUGCUUAGCCGCAGCUACCGACUGCGUCCUGGCCAAAGCUUCGGAGGUCCUCACGCCUUACCCUGCUAGUCCGGGACAAACUAUGAAGAUGUACGCGAAAGCUUUGAGAAUGCUGCAGGAUUCGAUAUCGGAUCCUUGUGCGUCGACGUCGGCGGAGGUGCUGGCGGCUACGCAGCUUAUGGCAUUGCAUGAGCUUCUUGACACUACUCGGAUAGCUGCGUGGACGUCUCAUAUAAAGGGGUCAAUGCGGCUCGUCAGACAUCGCAGUCCUGGUCGUUUCAAGUCAGAGUUUGAGAAGGCGCUUUUCACUGGGCAUAUCGGUCCUGUGACUUCGGAGUGUUUGAUCACUGACGAGCCAUGUUACUUGGAUCAGCCCGAGUGGCUCGAUCUAUAUACGUCUCUUGCUGAGGAAACGAACUACCUCACGGAUCGUACCCCGCUGGUCAUCAAUACCCGCAAGUUGAUGAUAAAGAUGCCUACCUUGUGGCACGACGUCGGGAAAGUGAUGGAUGGAGACGACCUGUUCAAUGACGAUGCCCUCGCCGAGCUGGAAGAUCGACUCCGUAAACUCCACCAGGAAUACUUGGACUGGCUGGAAGAGUACAAAUCGUACUGCGUGGCGUCAUCGCUACGAACACCCUUACCAUCCGAAGUCGGCCUACGACGCCAGAUAUUUGGGGAAACCAUCGAAUGUCUAGUCCUCGUAAAACGACUCCUCGCUAUCGUCUGCGAUCAGGAUCGCAUUCGGCUGGAAACCGAAGUCCAAGCUUUGGCUCGAUUGAUCAUCGACCUGCAACAGCAACAAUCACAUCGGCAUUCGUGGCUCUUCACAGGCCAUGAAGUCGGGGUGGCGCAUACGGCUAUGGUGACACGGGAACACUUCGAAGAGGAUCUCAGUCAUGAGAGUGUGGAAGUUCGGCGCCUGGCGAGUCGAAAACUCAACACGCUCUGGUCGGGGACGUUGAGGUCGACGGUGUGA
This is a messenger RNA of Zasmidium cellare ATCC 36951, 1599 nucleotides long. RefSeq lists its product as uncharacterized. The record is from RefSeq and is a predicted model, not a curated record. Bases 1 to 1599 code for a protein of 532 amino acids. NCBI's taxonomy places the organism in Eukaryota, Fungi, Ascomycota, Dothideomycetes, Mycosphaerellales, Mycosphaerellaceae. The transcript has 2 exons.